AAUCAGUGGGCUACAAGAAAGAAUCAAGGGUGUUUGAUGGCGUAGGAAAAAUGCCCUAAAUACAAGAGUGUUCUAGUUCUGCUAAUUUCGUUUGUGACAUUUUACUCUUCCAAUAUUAUAUUUGAAAUACGUGUAAAUAACAUUUAUACAAAACUUAUUUUAUUUGUUAUACCAAAACAAAACAACGGUCAAUAAAAAGACACUAAUACUAGAAACCUUUGACAUUUGCUUCCAUAAUAGUCAUACAAAGUGCAAAAGCUUUUCCUUAGUUUGAAGAAUAUUACACUUUAUAAUUCCUGUUUGAUUGGAAUGCUUCUUUAUUUAUCCUAAUUAAAAGAAAAAAGUGCAAAACGUGCAAAGCACUUAACAUUGUUUUGUUAACACAUGUAACAUUUCUUUUAAAAAUCGUGUGAAGUGUUGUGCAAGCAAAAGGCUUUAUAAACAAAUCAAUGGCUCUUAUAAGAUGUUGUUUUGAACCUGUGGAACUUCCGGAAUUUCUUGAUACUUUUGUUCAAAAAUGUACAGAUCCAGGCUGCUGCUGCGGUUGCUGCUCAGCGCUUCGACCUCGUUACAAACGUCUCGUUGACAAUAUAUUCCCCGAAAAUCCGGAAGAUGGAUUGGUCAAGUCCAAUAUGGAGAAGUUAACCUUCUAUUCUCUAAGCUCACCAGAUAAAUUAGAUCGCAUUGGUGAGUAUCUGUAUCAGAAGGCUACCAAGGACAUCAAUAGAAAAAGAUACAAAUUUGUUGAAAUAGCAAUGGAAGCUAUGGAUCUGUUGCUAGUAGCGUGUCAUGCACAAACUUUGAAUCUUUUUGUGGAAUCAUUCUUGCGAAUGGUGCAGAAGCUGCUAGAGGACUCCAAUCCUAAUUUACAAAUUAUGGCUACAAAUUCGUUUGUAAAAUUUGCCAAUAUUGAAGAAGAUACUCCAUCGUAUCAUCGGCGUUAUGACUUCUUUAUAUCUAAAUUCUCGUCAAUGUGUCAUGGAAACCAUGACAAUAUAGAACUGAGGGAUAGCAUUCGAUUAGCUGGAAUAAAAGGUUUGCAAGGUGUCAUUCGGAAAACUGUAUCCGAUGACUUGGUGGAAAAUAUCUGGGAGAAGCAGCACAUGGAAAAAAUUGUUCCAUCACUUUUAUUUAAUAUGCAGUUUGGUGACUUAACUCCAACAGAAGAUCCAACAGAGAUCACUCCGCCAGUUCUGGCAGAAGAAGUUUUAAGAGAAUUAGUAGGCCGAGCAUCGUUUGGACACAUUCGAUCAGUGCUGAAACCUCUUUUGACUCAUUUAGAUCGUCAUGAGCUCUGGGUACCAAAUACCUUUGCAAUUCAUACAUUCCGCAUCGUGAUGAUUUCAAUACAGCCGCAGUACUCUUACACAGUUGUCGAGACUCUAAUGAAGCAUCUUGACAAUAACUUUAAGUCAUCUCCCCGCACUAGAACAUCUCUAGCUGUUGUUUUAUCAAAAAUUAUCGCAAUUGCUGCCGGGGAAAGUGUUGGUCCCUCGGCUUUGGAUAUCAUAAACAAUCUUCUUACACAUCUUCGAACAAGUGUCAGCACCACCACCGAGAUAACGCCUGAAGAAUCGCAAUAUCAAGAGGCACUUAUCAAUGCACUCGGUGAGUUUGCCAAUCAUCAUCCGGAUUAUCAGAAAAUUGAAAUAAUGCUUUUCAUCAUGAACACUGUACCGGACUUGAGCAAGAAAAGCAAAGGAGAUCAAAUGUUGCAAAAUAUUCUUUUAAAGAGUUUGUUAAAGGUCGGCACUCAAUACAGUACUGUGUCGUUCGAAAAGGCGUUCCCAGCUUCAUUUUUGCAGCCAUUACUUAAGAUGGCUCGUGCUCCACACGAUCCUACAAGAAUUAUUGUUAUGCAGAUUUUCCAAGCGUUGCUGGAUCGACAUCAAAAUCAAAUUGUAUUAAGCAGUGUAACGGUUAAACCAUAUAAUGCAUUAUCACAAGAGCCUCCUUCACGAUCUGAUAUUAUUUUUACCCACAAAUAUGGCGCUAAUAUUAUGCAGGCUCUGAUUGAGAGCAUGGCAUUGUCAGAUCGAAUUGAAGCUCUGGCUUCUAGUUACAACACAGCCGCUCUUUUAUGUGUUGAAAUGGCAAGCAGCGAGACAGUACAAGAGUUUCUGCUGUUCAUUUUAGGAAUCCAACAAGUCACAGUAACUGCUGAAGAUCUGGAUAAUGUUCACAAGAGCAAUUUGCACUCUAUAGCUAUAUCUUUGCUUUGCUUAAUAGCUAGAGUGACAGGUAUAAAUAAUCUCAUGGAGUAUGCGGAGAAAAUUAUUGAUGCGAGAAAGGAAGAAGCAGCACAUUUCUUGCCACCUCUGCUUGAUUCGAAGAAGCAGAGCGGCAAAAUAUACAAUAUAAACUUUCCCCAUUUGUCUAUUGAUAAAAAAGCUUUGGCUGAAAAUUUACAAAAUGCUGGAAUGGAUUAUAAUAGGUUGGAAACUGGAAGUCCAUACGCACUAAAUCAAAUAGACAAUUCAGCCCAUAGACACUCAUGGGUUGAAGCAGCUAGCAAUAUGCCUACAAGAAAUAGUUCUGCUGAUCUUGCUGCUUAUAACAAUGAUGCUGAUAGCGUGAGUAGUUCACCGGGUGUUUCAAAGAAAACUCUUGCUCCAGAGUAUAACUUUGAAGCAAUGAAAAGAGCUUUGGCAGAGCCAACAGAAGCUGUCAAAAAGGAACAAAGGGAAAAGCAACUUCAAAUUGGACGAACAUUCCGGGAAUGUGAUUUUGAUGAUUUAGUUAGGCGUACUGAGCCAAAGCAUGAUGUCAUUCAGAACCGACUUAAUGAUCUUUUUAAUUCUCUUGCAAUUGAACGGCAAAUAUCUCAGAGUGAUAUUAAAAAUCAACAGCAGCAACAGCCUCAAAAGCCAAUUUAUGAAAUAAGUUUUCCAGAAUUAUUCUACUACUAAUAGCCAAAUUUUUAAUCAAUUAUUAUAACAAAGUUAUUCGUUUAUAAUAUUUAUUGUUACUCAAUGUAUUUAUUUUGUACUCUCGCUGUUUUUAUUUUGUUGUAGUUUAUUAAUUGCUUAAUUCAGAAGUUAUUUUAUAUAUAUGCGACAGCCUUGAAUGCUUAUUUUGAAAAAAUAAGGAAAAUACAAUUUACUUUAAUGGAA
This is a messenger RNA of Episyrphus balteatus (marmalade hoverfly), 3113 nucleotides long. RefSeq names its product protein EFR3 homolog cmp44E (gene stmA). Bases 450 to 2909 code for a protein of 819 amino acids. The record is from RefSeq and is a predicted model, not a curated record. Gene Ontology annotation, cellular component: plasma membrane. The transcript is spliced from 9 exons. Lineage: Eukaryota; Metazoa; Arthropoda; Insecta; Diptera; Syrphidae. Gene Ontology annotation, biological process: protein localization to plasma membrane.